Juglans microcarpa x Juglans regia is the source of this 1281-nucleotide messenger RNA. Its product is annotated as SAGA-associated factor 29 homolog A-like. Gene Ontology annotation, cellular component: SAGA complex. The transcript is spliced from 8 exons. The coding region runs from base 16 to 915 and encodes 299 amino acids. The record is from RefSeq and is a predicted model, not a curated record. Lineage: Eukaryota; Viridiplantae; Streptophyta; Magnoliopsida; Fagales; Juglandaceae.
CAGUUUGACCACAGUAUGCCACUAUUGCGGCUUCAAGCCAAACCACUUACCUAUUCCACCAUUGCGAUUGUUGUUGCCUGCUGUCCUGCACCUGCUUACUGCCACUACCAUCUCAAUGCCUCCAUCACUGUGGUACAAUGUGAUCUUUACAGUCUAGUUCUGCUUUGUUUUCUAGCUGGUUUAUCUUUCUUUUACCCUGAUGCAGCUCCUGAGGUGGUUGAAAAGCCUGGUGACAGUUCGUUAUCAAAGUUGAAAGCUUUGUAUACUCAUGCAAAAGACCUGUCAGAGAGUGAAGUAAACUUUUCCACCUUGUUGAUAGGUCAACUUGAUACUCUUCUGCCUUCUGGACCUUCAGGGCAACAACGAAGAAGGAUAGAAGGCAACGAUCAGAAAAGGAGAAAAAUGAAGACCGAUUCAGAUAUUUCAAGGAUUUCCCCUAAUGUGCGAAGCCAACUUGAGGCUUGGGCUAGUUUAAAGGGUGAACAGGUAUACAUGUACUCUGAUAUAGCAGCAAGAGUCACACCAGAUGAGUCUGAAGACGAUGAGUGGUUUGUUGUAAAAGUUAUUCAUUUUGAUAAGGAGACAAAAGAAUUUGAAGUACUAGAUGAGGAACAGGGUGAUGAUGAUGAGGGUGAUGGCCAACGAAAGUACAAGCUGCCCGUGUCGAAAAUUAUUCCUUUCCCCAAGAGAAAUGACCCUUCUACUGCCCAGGAUUUCCCUCCUGGAAGACAAGUGUUGGCUGUCUAUCCAGGAACAACUGCACUUUAUAAGGCAACUGUUGUCAAUAACGACCGCAAGAGGAAGACGGAUGAGUAUUCACUCGAAUUCGACGAUGACGAGGAAGAUGGAUCCUUGCCUCAAAGGAGUGUACCAUUCCACAAGGUGGUUCCUCUGCCUGAAGGACAUCGUCAAUGAAUUCAUGCUGUUUAUAGCCGUAUAUAAUUCUAAAAGCUCUUAUAUAUAUGAUUGUUAACCUGACCCUUAACAUGCCUGCCCUAUGUGGCUGGCUAUGUUUCUCCUUUGACCAAUUUGAGAUGAUAUUGUAAUAUCUUCCUUUCUCGCGUUAUGUAGCAUAUUUACCUCUCUCUCUCUCUCUCUCUCUCUCUCUCUCUGUAACUUGGUAGGCUAGAUUGGAGGAUUUUGGAGAAAAACUAUCCAUAAUUAAUGUUUCCUCCAGAUCGCACCUCAUAAAUAUUGUAGGGAAUGAACUUCCCAUGGUUCGUGUACUUCUGAUUGCUAUGAUCAAAAUUCCAAAUUAUAUGCAAAAUAGUAUCGAAUCAA